This is a messenger RNA of Drosophila takahashii, 4868 nucleotides long. RefSeq names its product retinal degeneration B (gene rdgB). The record is from RefSeq and is a predicted model, not a curated record. Gene Ontology annotation, cellular component: cytoplasm; COPII-coated ER to Golgi transport vesicle. Gene Ontology annotation, biological process: phospholipid transport. Gene Ontology annotation, molecular function: phosphatidylcholine binding; metal ion binding; phosphatidylinositol transfer activity. Lineage: Eukaryota; Metazoa; Arthropoda; Insecta; Diptera; Drosophilidae.
UUCAGCAGUUCAGAAUCGAACGCGAGCGAGCCGAGUCGCAAUUCGCCGCCGCGCAGCGCGUGCUGUUUUUUUUCAGUGUGUACGUUUUGAUUGCAAGAAGAAAUAAGCAGAGGAAAACGCUGAAAACAUUUCUCAUCUGCGGCCUGGAAAAGCGCCCCGAAGAAAAUGAAUAGAUAAAUUGUGUUAAUCGCCCCAUCGAGCCAGCAGAUAUUCACUGUAUAUUUAUAUUUUGUUGUUGUGCGUACGAUUUCUGUUGCGUUUGGGCAUUACUCUUUUGUUGUUAAUUGUGCAGCUGCCCGCCUGCGAAUGAUAAAAAUGUCAUAGACGACGCCUCGCCCCGCACCCAAGCACCCCGAAAGUGUCGGACGACAGCGUCGCCUCCACGUCAUCCAGCCAUGACCAGCGGCAAUCGAUGAUUGCCAUUCCCUCAGCCAACGAGAGCCAAUAGAGGCAGCCGGAAAGGAGCGGAUCCGUCGGAAGAGCCCGCCACUCGCCACUCGCCAUUCGAACGAACCCAUCAACAGCCGCAGGAGGGGCCUUCGCUUCCCUGCUUCAACUGCCCUUUGAAAGCCAAGGACUAAAGUCACACGGUCACGGGUCAACAUGCUGAUCAAGGAGUACCGCAUUCCACUGCCCCUCACCGUGGAGGAGUACCGCAUCGCCCAGCUCUACAUGAUAGCGAAAAAGAGUCGCGAGGAGAGUCAUGGCGAGGGCAGUGGGGUUGAGAUUAUCAUCAAUGAGCCCUAUAAGGACGGUCCCGGGGGAAAUGGUCAGUACACGAAGAAGAUCUACCAUGUGGGCAAUCAUCUGCCAGGCUGGAUCAAGAGUCUUUUGCCCAAGAGCGCUUUAACCGUGGAGGAGGAGGCCUGGAAUGCCUAUCCCUAUACCAGGACUCGCUACACCUGCCCAUUUGUGGAGAAGUUCUCGCUGGACAUUGAGACAUACUAUUACCCGGAUAAUGGCUACCAGGAUAAUGUCUUUCAGUUGUCCGGAAGCGAUCUGCGUAACCGCAUCGUGGAUGUAAUUGACAUUGUGAAGGACCAGCUGUGGGGCGGCGAUUAUGUCAAGGAGGAGGAUCCCAAGCACUUCGUGUCGGACAAGACGGGCCGCGGACCUCUGGGCGAGGACUGGCUGGAGGAGUACUGGCGCGAGGUGAAGGGCAAGAAGCAGCCGACGCCCCGCAACAUGUCCCUGAUGACCGCCUACAAGAUCUGCCGCGUGGAGUUCCGCUACUGGGGCAUGCAGACGAAGCUGGAAAAGUUCAUCCACGACGUGGCGCUGCGCAAGAUGAUGCUGCGCGCCCAUCGGCAGGCGUGGGCGUGGCAGGACGAGUGGUUCGGCCUGACCAUCGAGGAUAUCCGCGAGCUGGAGCGCCAGACCCAACUGGCCCUGGCCAAGAAAAUGGGCGGUGGCGAGGAGUGCAGCGACGAUAGCACUUCGGAACCCUAUGUGAGCACGGCGGUCACCGCCGCCUCCACAACGGGCAGCGAACGGAAGAAAUCCGCUCCGGCCGUGCCGCCCAUCGUAACCCAACAGCCGCCCAGCGCGGAGGCCAGUUCGGAUGAGGAGGAGGGCGAGGAGGAGGACGACGACGAGGACGAGAACGAUGCCAUUGGCACGGGCGUCGAUCUGUCCGCCAAUCAAGGUGGAUCCGCCCAAAGGUCCCGAUCCCAGAGCAUCCAGAUGGCGCAGAAGGGCAAAUUCGGGUCCAAGGGGGCCCUCCAUUCGCCCGUGGGAUCUGCCCACAGCUUUGAUCUCCAGUCCAAAAAGCCGCAUGCAAAGACAGCGCCACGCAGACAUGUGGCAAACUGGCGCAUGGAGCGAUUGGAAGUGGACUCCAAAUCCAAUUCGGAUGAAGAAUUCUUCGACUGUUUGGACACCAAUGAGACGAACUCGCUGGCCAAGUGGAGCUCCCUGGAGCUGCUGGGCGAGGGCGACGACAGUCCGCCGCCGCAUGGCGGACCCUCCAGCGCUGCCUCCGUGGGCGGACGAGGCAGCUCGCGGCAGGAGGACAGCAUCUUCAACCAGGACUUCCUGAUGCGCGUGGCCUCGGAGCGUGGGAACAAGCGGCAAUUGCGCUCCUCGGCCAGCGUGGAUCGCAGCCACGACUCGUCGCCGCCGGGCUCGCCGAGCACACCGUCAUGCCCCACAACCAUCCUGAUCCUGGUGGUCCAUGCGGGCAGUGUUUUGGAUGCGGCCAGCGAGCUGACGGCCAAGAAAUCGGAUGUCACCACCUUUCGCGGCUCCUUCGAGGCGGUGAUGCGUCAGCACUACCCGAGCCUGCUCACCCAUGUGACCAUCAAGAUGGUGCCGUGUCCCUCGAUCUGCACCGACGCCCUGGGCAUCCUCUCCAGCCUGAGUCCGUACUCCUUCGAUGCCUCCCCCUCGGCGGCGGAUAUACCGAAUAUAGCCGACGUUCCGAUCGGUGCGAUACCUCUCCUCUCAGUUGCUUCGCCGGAAUUCCAUGAGACGGUCAACAAGACGGUGGCCGCUGCGAAUAUAGUGUACCACGAAUUCUUGAAGUCGGAGGAGGGCCACGGAUUCUCCGGACAGAUUGUGAUGCUGGGCGAUUCGAUGGGCUCGCUGCUGGCCUACGAGGCGCUCUGCCGAUCGAAUGGCAGCCAGCCGGGCACAGCCUCGAAUUCCGGCGGAGAUGCGGCGGCCAGCAAUGUGAAUACCCACAAUCCGCUGGGCGCUCGCCAUUCGCGUUUGGACGACGACGAGCGGUUCAUCGAGGCCGAUCUGGAUGCCAAGCGGCUGCUGGUGGCCCCGUCGCCGCGUCGUCGCCGUUCCAGCUCCUCGAGCGACUCGCGGGCCAGCAAACUGGACUUUGAGGUCUGCGACUUCUUCAUGUUCGGCUCGCCGCUGUCGGUGGUGCUGGCGGCGCGGAAACUGCACGAUGCCAAGGCCGCUCUGGCCCGGCCGAACUGCCAUCAGGUGUACAAUCUGUUCCAUCCAACCGAUCCGAUUGCCUCGCGUCUGGAGCCGCUGCUCAGCGCGAGAUUCUCCAUUUUGGCGCCGGUUAAUGUGCCCCGGUAUGCCAAGUAUCCGCUGGGAAAUGGUCAGCCAUUGCAUUUAUUGGAGGUGAUUCAGUCGCAUCCGCAGCACUUUAACGAUGGCAACAACCUGUUGGCCGGAAGACGACUCUCGGAUGCCUCGAUGCAGAGCACGAUAUCGGGUCUGAUUGAGAAUGUCUCGCUUAGUACGAUCCAUGCCCUUCAAAACAAAUGGUGGGGCACCAAGCGCUUGGACUACGCCCUCUAUUGCCCCGAGGGACUGAGCAACUUUCCGGCCCACGCCUUGCCGCAUCUCUUCCACGCCAGCUACUGGGAGAGCCCGGAUGUGAUUGCGUUCAUCCUGCGGCAGAUUGGCAAAUUCGAGGGCAUACCCUUUGUGGGCUCCAAUGACGACAAGGACAACGCCUCCUUUCACCCAGGACAGCCGCGCGAGAAGUGGAUCAAGAAGCGCACCUCGGUGAAGCUGAAAAAUGUUGCGGCCAAUCAUCGGGCCAACGAUGUGAUCGUCCAGGAGGGCAGGGAGCAGCGGCUGAAUGCCCGCUUCAUGUACGGACCCCUCGACAUGAUCACGCUGCACGGCGAGAAGGUGGAUGUGCACAUCAUGAAGGAUCCGCCGGCGGGCGAAUGGACAUUCCUCAGCACCGAGGUGACGGACAAGAACGGUCGCAUCUCGUACAGCAUUCCGGAUCAGUUGUCCCUCGGCUAUGGCAUCUAUCCGGUCAAGAUGGUCGUCCGCGGCGAUCACACCUCGGUGGAUUGCUACAUGGCGGUGGUGCCGCCUUUGACCGAGUGCGUGGUCUUCAGCAUCGAUGGCUCCUUCACCGCCUCGAUGUCGGUGACGGGCAGGGAUCCCAAAGUUCGGGCCGGCGCCGUCGACGUCUGCCGGCACUGGCAGGAGCUGGGCUACCUGCUGAUCUACAUCACCGGACGACCCGACAUGCAGCAGCAGCGCGUCGUCUCCUGGCUGAGCCAGCACAACUUCCCCCACGGCCUCAUCUCGUUCGCCGACGGCCUGUCCACCGAUCCGCUGGGCCACAAGACGGCCUAUCUCAACAACCUGGUGCAGAACCACGGAAUCUCAAUCACCGCCGCCUACGGCAGCAGCAAGGACAUCAGUGUCUACACGAAUGUGGGCAUGCGAACCGAUCAGAUCUUCAUCGUGGGCAAGGUCGGCAAGAAACUGCAGUCCAAUGCCACUGUGCUGAGCGAUGGCUACGCCGCCCACUUGGCCGGUUUGCAGGCGGUGGGUGGUUCGCGUCCAGCCAAGGGCAAUGCCCGCAUGGUCAUCCCCCGCGGAUGCUUCAAUCUUCCCGGCCAGACGGCGAAUCCGCGACGCAGAAGCAACGCUUUCGAGCUGCAAUUGGCCAACAUCAGUCCCUGCAGCAGCAACAUCAACAGUCCCGGCAGCAGCAACCACAUCCUACUGGCCCAGCUGAUUGAGAAUGCCAUUGAAAAGGACACCCCAGCUGCCUAGGAGAACUAGAUGAAGAUGCUUACAUAUUUCUUGUUUUGAUUUUAAGUUAAUAGUCUCAUCCAUCCUCUCAAAACUAGUCCGCCACGAAUCGUAUUGUAUUGUAUUUUAUUCUAUUUUAAAGUCUUAAGUUUCCUAAGUUUCACGUAGAACAAAUGCCGUAUUAUUUAUGAUAUAAGUUAUUACUAUUAUGAUUAUUAUUAUUAUUGUAAUUAUUACCGCCUUUAUGUACUAUCCUUAUUUGUAUUUGUAUGAUAUUAUUUUGAUUGCGAACAAAAGCCAAAAUGCAACAAAACAUAAGAAAUACGUACGCCAGUAUGUAGUACCAAAUAAACAAAAGCAGUACAGUAAAUGGGCCUGUUGAAAAUAUAUAUAUCUUA